ACAACACAUCUCCUCAAACUCAAACAUUCACAAAUCACAAGUCACAACCCAUAAUCUUUCAAGAAAAAAUUAUUCAACAGUCAAAAGUCAAACAGAACCUCACCAAAAACAAAGUUAACCGCAAAAACCUCUGAAAAACAAGAAAAAUAGGAAAACAAAUUGUCAGCAAGAGAUCAAACAGUCUGCGGAAAUGGUUAUGGUAUUGUCAAGGCGACACAAAAUCUUGCCGGCAGAAUCAAAGGUGAGAACAUUGGAAAUUCUCGCCUUUGAUAUCGGCAAAACCAUGUGCCGCCUUGUCUGCCUCUAUCACUCCCUCUCGGACGGUGAAAUCACUCGCCUCCGCGGCCAGACCACUAAAUCCAAGGGAGUGGCGUACCUCACGUCUCACCAGGAAUGCUUCCUCCUCAACCUCGCGGCAGCGGAGCUCCUCGAGGAUCUCGACGCUGCCGCCAUCACCGUGUCCCAGCUUGGCCGGAAGUGCUCCGACGUUUCCCUCUCCCGCUUCGACCUCGUCUAUAACGACCUCAAGCUUGGCGUCAUCGAUCUCAGGAAGCUUGGUUACGCCACACGGAGCGCCAAUAAAGUUAUCGGGAAGAUGGAGAAGCUCGUUGCCACCACCGGAAACCUCCAUUCAGCCUUGGAAACCAUGGCGGAGUUGGAAGCCUCCGAGAAGAAGAUGCAGCGUUGUAAUAACAACUACAACUACAACUACAGCAACAACUUUCCAAAACCCAAUGUCGAUUACUUGAAAGAAAAGAUUGAAUUUCAGAGGAAGCAAGUGCAGCACUAUAAGGAGGUUUCGUUGUGGAACCAAACAUUUGAUAAAACCGUUGGGAUCAUGGCCAAGGUUGUGUGCAUUGUUUAUGCAAGAAUAUGCUCCGUUUUUGGAGAAUGCAUUUCAUUGUUUUCAGACAAGAACAACGACAAGGACAACCUCGACAACAGCGUUUAUUGCCUCUUAGAACACCGUGUGUUGUACCAGAACAAUCUUUGUCUCUCCGAUCAUCACCAGCGUGGUAAUUACAAAACAAAAUCUGGUCCCCUCUUCUCUAAAACCAACAAAUUGUAUCCCGUAAAUUUUUAUAGCGGUGCUUUAAAACCUGACAGGAUACAAUUUGAUGCCAAGAGUAUCAGCAACGAAAAAUGUGGUAAUGUUUUAAAGUUGGCCCCAUCAAACACAGUUGGUGGAGCCAGGUUGGCUUUUAAGUAUGCCAAUGUGAUAUUAUUUGCAGAACGUUGUUUCAAUGCCCCGCCAAAGGGGGCACGUGAGACACUGUAUGAGAUGCUGCCAGAGAGGUUGCGAGUGAAGGUGAGGGCGAAACUGAAAGCAAGGUGGAGAAAGGGAGAGAACGGAAUGGAGGAGUGUGAUGCCUUGGCAGACGGGUGGCGGGAGGCGGUGGAGGAGCUUUUGGAUUGGCUUUUGCCGGUGGCGCAUGACACGGUCCGGUGGCACAGCGAGAGGCUCUUGGAGAAGAAGCCGUUUGAGGUGAGGGCGAGGGUGUUGCUUUUGCAAACACUACAUUACUCUGACUUGGAGAAGGUGGAGGCAGCCAUAGUGGAGGUGCUAGUAGGGUUGAGUUAUAUAUAUUUGUAUGAGAAACGGUUGUAGAAUGUAGAGUCUAAAUUCUAUUAUUUUUGUGGUAAUUUAAGUUAGGUUAUAAGAUAUAUGGAGCUAAGAUAUUUUGGAAAUUAGAUUGAAUUUUGCGAAUUAGUUUAGUAAUUCCUGAACUAGAAAGAAUUAUUUAUUCAAUUGGUAGGGAGUAUUUAGUUAUUUUAGGAGAUUAAGCAUUGUUUUCAUUAUUUAUGAUAAUAAAAGAGGAAUUCAGUUCUUUAGACAUGA
Arachis ipaensis is the source of this 1840-nucleotide messenger RNA. RefSeq names its product protein PSK SIMULATOR 1. Lineage: Eukaryota; Viridiplantae; Streptophyta; Magnoliopsida; Fabales; Fabaceae. Gene Ontology annotation, biological process: positive regulation of growth. The record is from RefSeq and is a predicted model, not a curated record.